CCUCUCUGCAAAGGCUUGCAGCUUUGCAAUGUAGCUCUGCUGGUGCAAGCCCUUGCCCUUCCUCCUUGCUCCUUUGCCAAAGUCUGCCCAGGGUCCCCACCGUGAUGGAGCCGGUGAGCAUUGACAACCUGUCUAUUCUGUACCAAAGCACGGACUUCAUUGUGGUCAACAAACACUGGGACGUUCGAAUCGACAGCAAGAUGUGGUAUGAAAAACUGACCCUGCAAAGCCAACUGAAGUACCGGUUCCCUGAACUCGCUGACCCAGACACGUACUAUGGCUUUCGGUUUUGCCACCAGUUGGAUUUUUCCACCAGUGGAGCCCUGUGUGUGGCUCUCAACAAAGCGGCUGCUGGCAGCGCAUACAAGUGUUUCAAGGAGCGGAUGGUGACCAAAGCCUACCUUGCACUGGUGAGGGGCCAAGUUCAAGAGGCAAAUAUGACAAUCUGCUAUGCCAUUGGGAAGAACACGACAGAGGGCCUGACACACAUGAUGUGCAUUGAAGGGACAGAAGGUUGCGAAAACCCCAAACCUUGCCAGUCAGAGCUAAUGGUACUGGAGCAUGGGCUAUAUAGUGGCGACCCGGUGACAAAAGUUCUUCUGCAGCCACUUACAGGAAGAACCCACCAGCUCCGUGUCCACUGCAGUGCCAUUGGGCACCCCAUUGUGGGUGACUUUACCUACAGCUUCAAGAAAGACAGCAGCCCUUACCGGAUGAUGCUUCACGCCUACUACUUGCGGAUCCCAACCAGCAGAGAGCUGAUCGAGGUGAGCGCGCCGGAUCCCUUCGUCACCACCUUGGACAGCAACUGGGUGCCACAGCAGACCAUGCGCCAACUGGAUGAGCUGAUCCAAGAUUUGAAAUUGAAGAGCAUCCGGACAGCAGAGAAGGGGCAGCAGGAAGAUGCCCUCAGUAGCCCAGAUCCUGAAAUCCCGCAGGAGACCAAAAGCCCAGAGAUGGAGGAGCGAGAAACCAAGUGCGAGGAGUGGUUGGCAGAGUGGGCAUUGGAUUAGUGACUGUGAAAACCAACCGACCUUCUGCCCAUUUUGACCACCUGGCAGACUCCUCUCUCAAAAGUGUUCAAACCUGUCUUACCUUGGCUCUCGUCAUUCCUCAGAAACAUCUCUCCGAGGCUGAGAUUUGACUACCUAGGCCAGACAGUUUUUAAUGUUGUGUCUUCACCCUGGCAUGUUUUAGUCACAUAAAGUCCCAUGCCAUGAGUAGAAUCAUAGAAUCAUAGAGUUGGAAGAGACUGCAAGGGCCAUCCAGUCCAACCCCCUGCCAUGCAGUAGUUGGCACAAAGACGUUGGAUUGACAGACCUGGGCGCUAUCUGCACUGACAUCAAGACAAUCUUUGGAGAAAUUGGAAGGAAAAUGGCAGCCUGGAGUGAUCUGCUGAAUCUUUUUCCUAUUCAUUCCUGGGCUACAUUUUCCUGUUUGGAAGUUAGAAAAGUCUACAAAGGCUGCAUCCAUACUGCAGAAAGAACCCAGUUGGACACCACUUCUAACUGCCAUGGCUCAGUGCUGUGGGAUUCUGAGCAUUUUGAGAGAUGUUUGGCCUUCUGGGUCAGAGAGCUCUGGUGCCUCAACAAAUUGAAUCCCAGGAUUCCAUAGCAUUGAGCCACAGUAGUUAAAGUGAUGUCAGCCUGGAUUAUUUCUGGAGUGCAGAUGCAGUCUGUGAGUUGUGUGAAAGAUGUGUAAGAGACAAAGGUCACUGAAGCAGAGGAGAAAUGAAAGAAAGAUCUAUUUUAUUUUAUUUUCAUGGUCUUUCCCUGGUCCUUUCCCUGACUAACCUUGGCCUUCACUUGCCUUUUGAAAACACUUGCCAAUUUUAAAUCUAUUUUAAAUCUGUUUUUUUUUCACCUUAAAGGGAAGUUUGAAAAGCCCAGCUUUUAUCAGUCCUGCAACAGCAUCUGCUGCAGAUAUUGUUGAUCAUAUUGAGAUUGUUUUUAUUAUUAGUGCAUUUUUAUUGCAGUUCCCCAACAUGCAUGGUUCAAAAAUAUCAUCUUCAGAAACUAAUAUCUGUUCAUAUCAUUUUAAAAUGAUGUGGGGAUGCUGUGAUUCUCCCAAUGGUCUUGGGACUCCAACUCCCAUCACUCUCAGCAGACAUGAACUAUAGCAGUGGCUCCCAAACUGUGGUCCUCCAGAUAUUUUGGACUUCAGCUCCCAAGAUUCCUGAGUUAGCCAAGCUGGCUGUGGCAUCUGGGAGCUGAAGUCCAAAAUACCAGGAGGACCAAUACCUUGGGAACCACUGCCCUAUAGUAAUAGAUGAUGGAAGUUGGAGUCUAAACCCCUGGAAAGCCACAGGUUUCUCAUGCCUGUUUCUAAACUGACAUGUGCCAAACCAAAUGUUAAGGCAAUCUCCUAUUGUUCUGCUGCAUUAAUUUUAGUUUUGUGUUCUUUGGUUCCUAGAGAUCCAUAAGAGGUCACAAGACGUAUAAUUUCCCAUUUUGGCAUAGAAAACAUUAUAUAUUUUGGCAUCAAAACCAUGGUGCCCCUUUUAGGCUUCAUCUAUUUAUUUUUAAGUAAGAAGCCAUGGCGGCCGUUGACUUCCACGACAGCGAGGUGAUCGGCUUUGAGUUUUAGCCUGAAAUGUAAUGGAGCUAUCUAAAAGUGCUGAACUGUAUUGCUAGGAUGGGUUUUGUACCUUUAACAUUUGGACUAAAACUCAGAACGGAUUCACCAUCCCACUGAAACUGGAACUACCAGCUGCCCUGACAAUAAGUAUAUCUAGUCCUCAUGGUUCAAAGAGGGGAUUGAAAUGUGCCUUAAAGGAGGUUCUGGGACUUGCACAUGGGACUCCUGCCUUGCAUGCAGAUCCUGUCCCCUUGCUUCUGCAUGUCUCUUUCUAGUCCUCACCAUACCCCUACCCUUGUGGAAACCUCCUGAGUCUUUGCAAAAAAAAAUAAUUGCACCGAGGUGUAGAGUAGGCCAUGAGUACUUUUGCAAACAUGUCUUGCACGUAGCCUUCGUGUCGAUCACAAAACUUGCAGGUUGCAUUUUGUCCGUAUUUUCAAAGCAGACCCCGUGCCUAAACUGCACACUACCUUUAUAGUUGAUGUUGGAGGACUGAAUGCCUCUUGCCACUAAGGGGUGCUCUUCACAUUGGAAGUGGGCCCUAUGUGAACACUGCCUUGUUGGAACGUCAAAAUAAUUGUGUCUUUAAAGGUGUGCAAAGGAAGACCCAGUUUUCUUUUUUCAUGUGUUUUGCAAAAACAAAGUUGGGUAUCCUUUGUUUGAAAUGCUCGGGACCAGAAGUGUUUUGGAUUUUGAAUUUCUUUUCCAAAUUUUGGAAUACAGUCAGCCCUCCAUGUUUGCAACUUUGAGUAUUUGUGGAUUUGAUUAUUCAUGGAUGUGAUUAAUAUGUCUUCUCCAGGAAUCUUUGGGUCUUCCAGCAUGGCUCUAUGGCCAAAGGUUGCACUGGAGGACCUAGAUAUUCCUAGAGAGAGCACUUACACUGGAGGAUAUUUUUUUUAAAGUAUUGGAAUAUUUGUAUAUACAUACUGAGAUAUCUUAGAAAUGGGAUCCGAGUCUAAACAUGAAAUUAAUUUAUCAUUCAUAUACAGCUUAUACAUAAAGCCUGAAGGUAAUUUUAAUACACAAUA
This is a messenger RNA of Sceloporus undulatus (fence lizard), 3605 nucleotides long. RefSeq names its product RNA pseudouridine synthase domain containing 1 (gene RPUSD1). Gene Ontology annotation, molecular function: pseudouridine synthase activity; RNA binding. The coding region runs from base 105 to 1013 and encodes 302 amino acids. Lineage: Eukaryota; Metazoa; Chordata; Lepidosauria; Squamata; Phrynosomatidae. The transcript has 6 exons. The record is from RefSeq and is a predicted model, not a curated record. Gene Ontology annotation, biological process: pseudouridine synthesis.